Messenger RNA from Sander lucioperca (pikeperch), 4653 nucleotides. RefSeq names its product KAT8 regulatory NSL complex subunit 3 (gene kansl3). The record is from RefSeq and is a predicted model, not a curated record. The coding region runs from base 272 to 2896 and encodes 874 amino acids. NCBI's taxonomy places the organism in Eukaryota, Metazoa, Chordata, Actinopteri, Perciformes, Percidae. Gene Ontology annotation, biological process: positive regulation of transcription by RNA polymerase II. The transcript has 22 exons. Gene Ontology annotation, cellular component: NSL complex.
ACUUGUUUUUAGCGCCCCAAAAGGAGGGAUGUGGAGUCGAACACGGCAACAGAUCACACAACAAAAGGAAGUGAGGCUUGUACGCACUGAAUAUUUGUGCUUUAAAUAAACCUCUAUAAUUAACAGAAAUACGUCCUUUUUUGAUUUUAUUUGGCUCAAAAGAAGAGUUUAAACCGUCUUGGAAAACAUGGAAUAAUAGAGCGAAAAGUUUGGUCUGAAUCCACCCGAGUUGUUGAGCUCUUCCCGGGGCCCUUUGGGGCCCAGGAGGAGGAUGCAUCGAGGUGGGGAUAAAGACUUCCAGAUAUCGGCACGAAAGAUGGGCACAUCCUUGCUCUUCCAGCUGUCGGCUCACGAAAGAGAGCUGGAUUUGGUGUUUCUGGACCACAGCUACGCCAAGCCAUGGAAUGCCCACCCAGACGCCAGCAGCGCCCGGCCCACCAGGACGCUGUUUGUUACUCCUCGUCGCCAGCCUGAAGCCUUGUCAGACUCUGAUUCUUUGUUAGAUGUAGAGACGGUCACAGCGACACCUGUUCCUCUGUAUGAUAACCAGAAAGCUCUCAGUGUGAUGAAGGAGUGUGAGCGACAUGUUCUGUUUGCCCGCACGGUCGCUGAGAGCCCUCCGCCCCCCGAUGACUGGGAGGAACACGUAAACAAGACGGGAUGGUCAGUGGCCCAGAACAAACUGUUCAAUAAAGUCCUUAAAGCUCUACAAGCUGAAAGACUAGCCCGCCUGGCCAAUGAAAAUGCUUCCAAUGAGCCGAUCUUGCGGAGGAUAGCCGUGGACAAUUGUGCCAGGAAGGUGCGGCAUGCAUUAGCCAGUGUCAACUGGGACACCAAACUAACGCAGUGGUUACACACUACCAUGAUUGAAUCCUUAAGCCUUGCUAUGCUUGCUGCUUACCUGGAUGUUCUGCAGACUCUCAAAAGCAAGUUGCCGUUGCUGAUUGACAGAAUGUUGCUGACAACAACAAAGACUGGCGCUCCAAGUGCAGAGGCCCUGUCACUGCUGUUAAAACGGCCCUGGGACCCAGCUGUUGGAGUCCUGUCUCAAAACAAACCGAGCAAGCUUCCUGGAGCCCCGCUCAUCCUAAUCGCACCGUCAAGCCCAACCAAUCCUGCCCUCUCUACCUCGCGGCGAAUGAGAUUCUGGCAGUCACAGCUCUCCUGUUUGGGAAAGGUUAUUCCUGUGCACAGUCAUGUGAACAGCGGCGCAAACAUCGGCAUCACACAGUGCUUAGAGCACAUGUUGGGCACGGUCAGAGCCAAGGUGAUGGAGGUUCACAGUCACUUCCCCCACAAACCCAUCAUCCUGGUCGGCUGGAACACUGGUGCUCUCAUCGCUUGUCACGUAUCCCUUAUGGAGUAUCUGACCGCUGUGGUGUGUCUCGGCUUCCCCCUGCUAACAGUCAACGGUCCAAGAGGGGAUGUGGACGACCCGCUGCUGGACAUGAAGACUCCGGUGUUGUUUGUGGUUGGCCAGAACGCUAUGCAUUGUAGCAUAGAAGGCAUGGAGGAGUUCAGAGAGAAGCUGAGGGCAGACAACAGCAUGGUGGUGGUGGGAGGAUCAGAUGACAACCUCAGAAUCAAUUCAACAAAGAUGAAAUCAGACGGACUGACGCAGACCAUGGUGGACCGCUGCAUUCAGGAUGAGAUAGCGGACUUCUUGUCAGGCGUCCUCGCACGGGCAGAGGGCCACAGCCAUGGCUCGGGGGAGACGAGGGACCUGGACACGGAGAAGAAGAAAAGGCCUCGGCGGGAGCUUCCCUUCGACAUGGAGAGAGGACGGCCUUCCUCCCCUGCGCUCAGAGUUCCCAUCUCACCAUCAGGUUCAGAGGAUCUGUCUAGUGUCUGUAGCAGUCCCACUUCAAGUCCCAAACCCAAGACGUCUGGUCUGUCUCCAGCGCAGAAGUCCAGUCUGAUUACAGCCACGCAGCUCCUAAAGACCCACAUGCAGCGCUCUGGCACAGUACUCACUCACAAGCAGGCUCAAGCUCAGUUUGCUGCUUUUAUGAAACAAAACAUGCUUGUGAGGAAAAAUCUUCCUCCUGGCAGCCCUCCUUGCAUUUUUGUGCCAGUGACCAGUGAUCAGAUGGAGGGCCUGGACAGAGAUGAACUGCGGCCCCAUGGCAAGAGGAGGCAGGCGCCUAACCCCACACCAAGCAAAGCCUCCAAGAGAGCCAAGAUCAAGGUCACCAUUGUUUCCCAGAACGAGUCAGCAGGGGGCACCAUGAGCUCCGCUGCACAGCAAGUGGGUGUCUCUGGGAAGCCCUUAACUGUGACAGUGGGACAGACUGUGGCUGGAGCCAAGGAGCUCUCUGGACUUCUCACAGGCCAGCGGUCUGGUAGUCUCUCAGAGGUAUCUGGUGCCCUGUCCCCAGGCUCCAGCUCAUUCAACAGCGUGCAGCCUUGCAUGGUAUCAGGGUCGUCCACACCAGUCCUGGCGCAAGCUCCGGCUACUGCCCAAGCGCCUUCCGCCAGCAGUCUGCUACAAGGACUAAGUUUCAGUCUUCAGGAGAUCGUCACCAAAGCUCCUAGCUUGGCCUCCACAGCAGUCAGUACAGGCAGCACCCAGGCGGUCUGUGGCAAGCCCCAGGGUCAGGUCCUGAGCUCCGUCGCUACCAGCAGCAGUACUCUGCUCCGGGCGAUGCCUGUGGUCACCACAGGAGGAGUGGCUAAAACCACCGCCAUCCACCAGCUGCUUACUAACGGCGGGCUGGCCAAACUUGCCAGCAGCUUGCCCGGCUUGGCGCACAUCACCAAUCAGACCGCUGUAGGGCAGAAAGCCCCCACUUCGAUAACGGUGACGCUGCGAGGAGCACAGCCGAGUAGAGCGGGAUCUCUCAGCCCAGCUGGUGAGGUUGUGACGCCGGCUCGCCCCCCCGAGCCUAAGCAGUGAAAGGCUUCCAUGUGGCGAUGCACCUGAAGUAAGCUGGUGCUGUGCCAGGGGCAUCUGGGAGCCACAGCCUGCCAAUGUGACGCUACCCCCCCCCACAACAUGCAGAACACCUGCCACACGUCCUCCAGAGAGUCCCACUGUCCAGAUGGUUCGGAAAAGGCCGGGCCGUUACUGUCGGCUGUGGAUGUGCUGCUGCGUUGUCCCAACCUUUAUGUGCAGAUGUUUGUCUCCAUCAGGGGCGGAGCGGGGGUGGGGGGGCUCCAGUCCCGAAUGUUUUCUCAAAAAAGCCCCGAAUCAUUUAGGUCAUUUCCUCUGUCUCUCUUAAUGGACCGGAAAAUCAAUGAAGCAAAGGUUCUGUUACUGGGUGAAAUAUUGCCUUCGUUUCAAGAUCAGUAAUGCUGUUUACGCCAAAUUCCUACCCUACCUACCUACGUUAUGUUAUGUAACUUAAAAAUAGAAACAUCAGACAGUUUCUACCUCUUUUAAGGUGGCAGGAGUGAAAAUGAGUCAUCUUCAACAUUUGUUGUGUUCUGGUUUCAGAACGAUGAAGACAGUUGGAGAACAAUUAUAAAACAGGAUGUCACCUCUACAGGAUGAUUCUUUUCCCUCGGCAAAUGUGGUUUUCCAAAAUGAUGUACAGAUUUUUAGGCAUUGUAUUAAAUCAAAUGGCUUGAAAAACAGUGCACAUAGCUGCCGUAAAUGGAGCACGCCCCCGGAUCCCGCCUAGGUUUGGGCUGAGCUCUGAAAGUUUACCAUAUCUGGCUCCGCCCCUGGUCUCCAUGCUGCAGUCUGUGCUCUCUUCUCACACCUUUAACAUUCUGACAGCCAGAUACAAAACAUGAUUACACGUUAUCCUCAAGGCAGGAAAUCAAAUCGUGUGAGGAAUCGGAUAAACUGCAUCCCACCUGGACUGUGAUAAUCCCGCUGCACAGCCCAUAGAAGGACAGUCUUGGUGCAGACUAUACACCUACAACUCAACAUCUCAUUUAUUAUCCCCAACGGGCUAGACGAGGAGAGCUGCAAAUAUGAAUCGAUUAGUUGUCAGCUAUUAAAUUAAUCGCCAACUAUUUUGAUAAUCGAUUAAUCGGUUUGAGUCAUUUUUUAUGAAAAAAAUUAUUUCUCUGAAGAAGAAAUUCUCUGAUGUCAGUUUGUUAAAUGUGAAUAUUUUCUAGUGUCUUCUCUCCUCUGGGACAGUAAACUGAAUAUCUUUGAGUUGUGGACAAAACAAGACAUUUGAGGACGUCAUCUUGGGCUCUUUGGGAAACACUGAGCCACAAUGUUCCACCAUUUUCUGACAUUUUAUAAGCAAACAACUAAUACAUUAAUGGGAAGAAAAAAAAGAAUCGACGAUGAAAAGAAUCGCUAGUUGCAGCUCUGUGUGGACAAGUAGGAUUAACAGGAUUGUCAGCUUGUGUGUGGAGCAGUUUGGAUAUUUCUGAAUAGCUCCAUUUUCGUAAAAUAACUCAAUUUGAAUGUCGGUCGUGGCUUCCAUGUUUAUCACAGUAAUAAUGUUCACAUCAUUACAGUGUUUCAUCAUAAUAAUUGCUUUUUUUGUGUAGCAGUUUCUUUUCACAGUGACAAACAACUUCACAUAGGCCUAAAACAUGUUUGAAAUCUCAACUUCAACACUAAUUUAAUGCCUGAUUGGUCAUAAUUAUGUGUUUGCAGAAGCUGCAGUUGACUGUUAAAGAUGCCUGGCGUUGACUGUGCACUUGUGCAAUGCUCCCUUAGAAUAAAAUGCACUAAUCAAAGUCAAA